UAAUUAUGAAUAAAGUAAUAGAUGCCCAGUAACACGAAGCAUUAAUCAGAAAACUAAAUUCCUAAUUAAGAGAUUUAAAGUUCAUAAUUAAACUUUUUUUUUCCAUUUCCCUCUAUCUCUAAACCCUAAUAGAACCCCCACCCUGAACCACUUCAUGUGCUAUUAAAUCUAUAUCUUAGAACACUAAAACGCGGACAAACCCAUAUGCCGAAUCUCGCCUUCCUCCACUAUGUCCUCGGUAACCACGAAAAUUUCCUACAAGUCCUUCACCAGGUUUAUCGCGACACUAAAACUGACCCAACCAGUUUCCCCUUCUUGUUUUUGGUCUACCGCCGCUGAAACCCGAACUCAGAAGCUCGAACGCGUAGCCGACGAACUUCUAGACCUCACAAAGCUUGAACGAUAUGACUACUCAAUCUUGUUCCGUCACAAGAUGGGUCUCAACCGAUAUGGCCCAGCUCUGUACGGGCCUAGCUCGCCCGGAGCGGCAGCCGCUGGAUCCGGCCCAGCUGAGGCCAAGGUCGCCGCGGAGAAGACGGUGUUUGAUGUAAAACUUGAGAAGUUCGACGCGUCUGCUAAGAUCAAGAUAAUAAAAGAGGUGAGAACGUUCACAGAUUUGGGUUUGAAAGAAGCUAAAGAUAUGGUGGAGAAGGUGCCUGUUGUUGUCAAGAAAGGAGUCACCAAAGAAGAGGCCGAUUCGAUUGUUCAGAAACUUAAAGAGCUGGGCGCUACCGUGGUAUUGGAAUGAAUUGUUUAUUUUUAGUUGAGUGUGAUUUUUGGUUUGAUGUAGAAUAAUCAUUGAUCGUCUUAAUGAUAUCAACCAAAAAAGAAAAAGAAAGAAAGAAAGAAAAGUGGAAAAUUACUUAUUUUCAGUAAUGGAAUUUUUUAUGCGCCCUUUAUAGUUUAUUUGAUACUUCAUUUAGGACUCUUUUAAUUUAUGGGAUACUUUGCAAUUUAAUUUAAUUUAGUAUUCUUUUA
This is a messenger RNA of Mangifera indica (mango), 978 nucleotides long. Its product is annotated as 50S ribosomal protein L7/L12-like. Gene Ontology annotation, biological process: translation. The record is from RefSeq and is a predicted model, not a curated record. Gene Ontology annotation, cellular component: ribosome. Gene Ontology annotation, molecular function: structural constituent of ribosome. NCBI's taxonomy places the organism in Eukaryota, Viridiplantae, Streptophyta, Magnoliopsida, Sapindales, Anacardiaceae. The coding region runs from base 230 to 748 and encodes 172 amino acids. The transcript has a single exon.